GUCAAACAAACAGCUGAUUGCAGUUAUGGAAUUUCAAGAGUUUAUAAUAAAAUAAAUUUAAAUUAAUAAUGGUCAGGAUUAUAAAUAAAGCUAUAGUUCUUAAGAACUUAUUUCCUUUAAACCGUAGAUUAUACCCAAGUCUAUUUUCGGUGCGUUAUAAGAGUUCUGAGAAGGAUGACCAGGGCGUAGAAGUGAAGAGGAUUAGGAAUUUUAGUAUAGUAGCUCAUGUAGACCAUGGGAAGAGUACUUUGGCUGAUCGACUGCUGGAGAUAACUGGGGUGAUAAAGCCGGGCGCAGAGCACGCUCAGGUGCUGGACCAACUACAGGUAGAGAGAGAAAGAGGCAUUACUGUAAAAGCUGUGACAGCAUCACUGGAUUACACAUACAAGAAUGAAAAGUAUCUCCUGAACCUGAUAGACACUCCAGGACAUGUUGACUUUUCCAAUGAGGUUGUGAGGAGUGUGUCAGCAUGUCAGGGAGUGAUACUACUAGUUGAUGCAAAUGAGGGUGUUCAAGCACAGACAGUAGCUGUGCAUAGUCUAGCCAAAAAGAACAACUUAGUCAUGAUACCCACAUUGAACAAAGUAGAUCUCCCUAGGGCAGACCCAGAAAAAGUCAAAUCACAAUUGAAGUCACUCUUUAAAAUUGAUCCAGAAACGGUUAUGAGUAUUUCUGCCAAAAAAGGGUGGGGAGUGAAAGAGCUCUUAGAAGCAGUGAUAGAAAGAAUACCUCCGCCAUCUGUCAAAUCUGAAGGCCACUUUACUGCACACAUAAUUGACACAUGGCAUGAUAAAUAUAGAGGUGUACUUUGCUUGGCUUACAUACAUUCUGGAAAAGUUCAAGUGGGGCAACCGGUGAGAUGGAGAUCUGAUACAAAACAACACCAAGUGAAGUACCUGGCUAUGUUGAGGCCGAGUGAGCAGCCCAUGGAGUCUGCUGUUGCAGGCCAAGUUGUGAUGGUGGGCUGCGGCCCCAAAGGCGGCGGGAGUGUAGGCGACCAGCUCCUAUCAGUCGACGUACAAAACACAUCAGAGCUCGCAGCGAUACCGCCGGUUAAACACAUGGUGUACGCAGGAAUUUUCCCGGCCGACCAAUCGCAGCAUCCUCUGCUCAGCGAUGCCAUCAGGAAACUGGCUCUUAAUGACUCGGCCGUCAGCGUUAAAGCUGAUUCCAGUCCCGCGCUAGGGCAAGGAUGGCGCGUGGGUUUCCUGGGCCUGUUGCAUCUAGACGUGUUCACCCAAAGACUGCUGCAGGAAUACAAAGCAGAAGCCAUCUUGACAGCGCCAUCUGUCCCCUACAAGAUAAAAGUAAAAGGCGCUAAAAUUAUCAAGCAUUAUAAGGGCGAUGAAGUUAUUAUUACUAAUCCCCUGAUGUUACCAGAACCUCAUCAUAUAGAAGAAUAUUACGAGCCGUUAGUUAUAGGUACUAUAAUAACUCCCGUGGAAUACAUCGGCUCCGUGACGACGCUCUGCAUAGACCGCCGCGGCACGCCGCUGCCGUCCAACGCGGUCGACGACAGGAUGACCUUGCUGCAAUUCAUACUGCCCCUGUCCGAGGUGGUCAUAGACUUCCACGACACGCUCAAAAGCAUCACGUCCGGGUUCGCGAGCUUCGAUUACCAGGACCAUGGGUUCCAUGAGAGCUCGCUUGCAAGGAUGGAUAUCCUUAUCAAUGGGGUCUUAGUCGACGAACUUUCAAGUAUAGUGCACACCAGCCGUCUCGAAUACACUGCCAGGAGACUCACGGAGAAACUUAAGGAAAUGAUUCCGCGGCAAAUGGUGCAGGUUGCCAUUCAAGCCGUAGUGGGAGGCAAAGUGUUCGCAAGAGAAACAUUAAAAGCUUACAGAAAGGAUGUCACAGCAAAAUUAUAUGGAGGCGACGUAACUCGCAGGAAAAAAUUGCUAAAACAACAAGCUGAGGGAAAGAAGAAAAUGAGAAGUGUCGCCAACAUUAAAAUACCAAGAAACACCUUCAUUGACGUCCUCAAGAGAUGAUCGGCUUCCAUAAUUGAGUCUGUAAAUAUUUCGGUUUUUAGUUAUUCAGCCCAAAUUCAUCAAGUAGUCCGCACACAGAACGAGCCGCCUCGCGAGGAAAUUG
Molecule: messenger RNA, 2097 nt
Organism: Cydia amplana
Lineage: Eukaryota; Metazoa; Arthropoda; Insecta; Lepidoptera; Tortricidae
Gene: waw
Product: translation factor GUF1 homolog, mitochondrial
Exons: 11
Coding region: 69-1994 (641 amino acids)
Biological process (GO): positive regulation of translation
Cellular component (GO): mitochondrion
Molecular function (GO): mitochondrial ribosome binding; GTPase activity; GTP binding
Source: RefSeq, a predicted model, not a curated record